UUUUCUUCAUGUAAUUUGCGUACUUUUAGUCCGCCGAUCAGCUCCAAAAGCAUUCCAGUGCAACUGAACGCACACUGCAUAUUUGCACAAAAAAAAUCGAAGGACCUGCUGUCAGUGGCGGGUUGUGAUUCUUUCUAUUAUUCGCUAGUAGCAGCAUAAUUGAUAGCAGUCGAAACGCCUAAUCAUCGGCGAACUCAAUUUCCCUCGUACGGAAAAGUGUUUUCCAGGUGGUGUGGAACUUAAAAUAGCACUUACCGUUGCCGGCGCCCUUCGAGUUAGGUGUGUAUAGAUUGUGUGUGCGUAAAGAUUGCGUCCGCCUGCCUUCGAUCACAAUCAACCAUUUCUUCCCUCUUCUCUACGAUAAGAUCUCGGCCGUCCGACUGCGCUGACUGGCUGGCUGGCACAAGACAGCGUUAUCUAGCGGGCAAAUCAAUUGCAGCAACAGAGGGAAGAAAAAAAAAACCAAAGAUUUUACAAUCGUAAAACAACACAAACGGAGGUAAUAAUGGCAGCACUUAAUCAAGCGCUCGUGUUGGCCCUCGAAACCAAUCCAAAGGAAUCGUACGUGGUGGCGGCGGAAACACUUUUGCGCCUGCUGGACAACAUUAUACGCGAGCCGCAAAACGCCAAGUACCGGACGGUGCGGAUAGAUAAUCCAUCGAUCAGGGAGAAGCUGCUGUCGGUGGAAGGCAUGAAGCAGUUGAUGCUGGCCAUCGGGUUUAUCGAAUCGAACGGAACGCUCACGGUACCGUCGAACGUGCUGCUGGCCAACCUGCGAAGGUAUCGCGAAUUUAUCCACGAACGAAAAGAGCUGAUCAAAAAUCCUCCCAAAGAGAAGGAAAUUAACAGUACGCCAGGCAUUUCGUGUAGCACCAGCGCAACAGCAAACGACAACAUUCCGCUGGAACGAACGGUCCAGAAAAGUAAACCGGAAAUGGUUCUACAGCCAUCCGGGAGUAAUAAUGCGCCCGCACAUCAACCCUCACCACCAACACAAACAGAAGCACCUUGCGUGAUUAAAUCUAGCCGACCGUUUCUGGCACGGAUCGAAUUCCCGAAGGUCGUCCAGGGUAAUAACACGUUGCUGCGCCAGCUCGAGCUUCUUUCCGACCAGGUGAUGCAGUACGAGGACGAGCUACUGUUAGCCAGCGGGAAAAGUCUCAUCCCGAUCGAAACGCUAACGGCAAAGGCGAAAGGUAAGCUGGCCCAGUGGAAACGAUUGCUAGCGUCGAACGACACUUCCGCGCAGCAGGAACCGAGUGAAGAGGAUCUGUUGCUGGCGGAACUUACCGCCUGGUUUCGGGCGGAAUUUUUCACCUGGGUCAACGCACUGCCCUGUACGGUGUGUGGCAACGAAAAAACGCAGCUGGUCCGUAGCACCGUCGAGGAUGGUGUGCGUGUGGAGAUUUAUCGGUGCUGCGGCCAGUUACGUCACUUUUAUCGCUACAACGAUGUGGAAAAGCUGCUCCAAACGCGCCGCGGUCGCUGCGGCGAGUGGGCCAAUUGUUUUACAUUCCUGUGCCGGUGUCUUGGGUACGAUGCACGGUACGUGUUCUCGACCGGUGAUCACGUAUGGACGGAGGUUUGGUCGGAGCAAAAGCAACGGUGGAUCCACGUGGAUCCGUGCGAGAACGUGUUGGACGCACCGUUGAUGUACGAGCACGGCUGGAGGAAAGAGAUUACGUACGUGUUUGGGUUCGCUCGGGACGAUGUGCAGGACGUUAGCUGGCGUUACUCGAACAAUCACAAGCUGUUGCUGCAGCGAAGAAGGGAAGGUGGUGCUUGCAGCGAGCAGGCGCUGCUGGACGCGAUCGGGAAGCUAAGGACAAAGCGACGAGCCGGGUUGAACUGCACACCGGAGAGGAUGAGCUAUUUGCGGCAGCGCACGGUUGACGAGUGUCUGGAGCUGCUGGGGAAUGCGGGAAGAGUUCCAACGGCCGCCGAACGCGAGGGUCGUAGCUCGGGAAGCUUGGAGUGGCGAUUACAGCGAGGCGAACAGCAGAUCAACACACGGUACAUGUUCAUUCCAACGCAAGAGGAAGUUCAGGCAAAGCAGUUCAACAUACGGUACUGCUGUGCGACGGAUUGCUAUGAACGAUUUUUGAAAGGAUCCAGCAAUCGGGUAAACGAAAGAAUCACCGAAAAAGCAAAUGGAUGGGAAAGCCGACAGUACGUCAGUCGGAACAUUUUCCGGAAAGAGGAGCAUGAUUGGAAAAUGGUUUAUCUAGCCAGAACUGAGGGAACCGAUGAGGCAACGAUCGAGUGGAACUUUGACUUCUCCGUGCAAGGAUUACGGGUAAAACAAAUCGAGCUUCGAUUCGGUCAGGAAACGUACGACGGAGCAAAGGUGGAGCUGUACUACAUCAAGAGUGAUGGCACCCAAUCGCAGGCUCUCUCCUCGCUCUGCGAGUGUGGUAAGUUCACCCUGCAGGCACGCCUGUCCGGCGGCAAAUCCUGGCAGCAUGCGCAGCUUUUUCGACAAUCCAAAUCCGCUACCGAUGAGUAUCCGUUCGAGAUGAACAUCGUUUUAAUGUAGAGACAGUAAGCUAUAGGACCAGGUAUCGAGCGCAAUAUCUACAACUUUUGUUUUAGAUUUAGUGUGAUAAAAUGCACCCCCCCCCCAAACCCCUACGGUACGACGUAUCGUGGAAAAUGGACCCCUGUUUUCCCGCGAACGCGAAUCAACUAGUCUCACUUUAUACACGACACGCUCACAGACACGUGCGGCGUAAUAUAAAAUUUACUCAAAAACUUC
Messenger RNA from Anopheles stephensi (Asian malaria mosquito), 2755 nucleotides. It is a transcript of the gene Pngl, whose product is annotated as peptide-N(4)-(N-acetyl-beta-glucosaminyl)asparagine amidase. Gene Ontology annotation, biological process: protein deglycosylation; protein quality control for misfolded or incompletely synthesized proteins; glycoprotein catabolic process. The coding region runs from base 506 to 2536 and encodes 676 amino acids. NCBI's taxonomy places the organism in Eukaryota, Metazoa, Arthropoda, Insecta, Diptera, Culicidae. The record is from RefSeq and is a predicted model, not a curated record. The transcript has 4 exons. Gene Ontology annotation, molecular function: peptide-N4-(N-acetyl-beta-glucosaminyl)asparagine amidase activity. Gene Ontology annotation, cellular component: nucleus; cytoplasm; cytosol.